AAUAAACUGCAAAAAUACGUAAAAUAAUAUUAUUUAAAAGAAAGCACGCAAUAAUGCAGCGUUUUAUUUGACAGAAAAUUAUUCUUAAUAUUAAAAAUGCUUUUUAUGCAAGAAAAGAGAUUAUAAAAUAUAUGUUAAAAAAUGUUGCUUAUUUCAAAACUACAACUAUUAGAAAAGUAACUAUUUCAAUGGUAUAAUCAUCUGCUCCUCCUUGAUAGCUUAUAGCUUAUACUAUCAUACCCUGUAUCCUAAAUAUUCUGUUCGAAGAAAAGAACAUGCAGAAAAAUAUAAUAGCUGUAGAUCCAAUAAGUCACUGUAUCAUAGACGGCUUAAAUUAUUUUUUCUACUGUCUCACAGUUACGACAUACAACAUUGCUUGCAACAUAUAAAGACCGAUUAGUGGACAGUGAUGGAUAGCGAGAACCGGCAAGUAAUGUUAAGUGUAAUACCCUAAAGUCGGUCGUUUCGUUGUCGGAAUAUGCGCAAUUUUUAUGCAUGGUAGAGUAUUCUCUUACUCCAUGCUGACGGGCACCUCCUCGACAAUCGAAUAUAUCGACAAUGUGAGUGUGUCAGUGCUAUGCUACCAUGUACAACAUACACAAAGUUCGUGGACACCACGCAGAGCUCGGCAUUCGAAAUCCCGUUAGUGCUGCAAUUCAUCUCCAUCUUCGUCACUUUCAUCAGGGUCAGCAGUUAAAUAUGCUGAUGAGAUAGCUGGACCAGAUAGACGAUCGAAAGUAGAAAAACACGGUGAAAUGUCGAUUGACGAUCAUUGUGAAGCAGCAUCUAAAGAUAUUAAGGUAAUGUUGACAUCAAUUUGAAAUCCAUGUUUCAUACAUCAGAAAUAAAAUUUAUAUAUUUUAAUGAUUUCGAUUUUUAUGGCAAUCCAAUAAUAUUUAUGCAAUAAUUUAUUUUAGCUCUGUUUCUCUUUCUCUCUUCUUUUUUUCCCAAUAUAAUUCAGUUCAUAAAAAGAAUGAUAUAUGUAUAUGAUGUAAAAAAAAGAUUAUGUAAUUUAUAUUACUUGUAGUUUUGUAGCACGGAUAAAAACACUUUUGAAUCAAAUAUGUUUUGUGGAAUUAUUAGGAUCUACGUUUAACUUACAUAUGCUUGGAUACUACGUCAUCAAGGUACGGUUAAAAUGUUAAAAAGGUAAAUAUAUAAUUAAGACACAUUAGUAUUAUCCAAUUUCUCGUUUAAAAAAAUUGCAUAUAUAUUACAAAAAAUGCACAUGCAAAACUUAAUAGAUCACAUUUAUCUAAUUCGUUAUUUUUAAUUACUUUUACAAUUAUUAAAUUGCACUUUUAAUAAUAAUAUUAUAUCAUACAUUAUCUUAGCAUGUCUGAAAUUUUUCAGAGAUGGAAUGUAAUAGAGAGAAAAAUGUCAAUAUCUUAUGUAUAAAUCACAUAUAUAUAAGCAUGGCUUUCAACAUUUUUAUAUUCCGUUACAAUUAGUGAUAUAACAGAACAAAUAAAUUAUAUAAUAAAAAUAUCAUAAUCACUUUUCAUCUUAAAUAAUAAUAAAUUAUAAUAUUUUCGCAAGUGCGCGUAUAUCGCAGUUAAUUCUUCUGCGAGAGACUCUCCCUUACUCCCUUAAGGGUAUAGUGCAGCGUAUUUCUCAAGUAUCGAUCGACUAACGAGACACACAAAUAUCCUGUUGUUACUUAUUACGUUACUAAGAUACUCGCUGGCGCAGGCGCUACUUCCUGUCAAGUGAGCGCGUGUCUAACAGUCGACUCAGUAGUAUCCGCGCGUUUCGCGAGCAAUCAUGGAUGUCGUUGAACCUGUCAAUCCACACAAGAACGCGAGCGAUUACAGUCUUCAAUAUAAUCGUUGGAUCCUGAAGCCGAUGGGCGCGUGGCCAAGUUCAGACUCAAAGAAAGUGCCACUGAAAGAAAAAGUGAUUUCAACGAUAUUAGCAAUCACCUGCUACUCCCUGAUAGCAUACGCGGUCAUUCCCUGUAUUCUGAACAUCUUGUUCGAAGAGACUGACAUGCAGAAAAAAAUAACAGCAGUGGGUCCAUUGAGUCACUGGAGCAUAGGCGCUACGAAUUAUUUCCUUCUGCUUUUCCGCAGCCGCGACAUAGGUCGUUGUUUACAGCAUAUGAAGAACGAUUGGCGAUCGGUGACAGAGAGUGAGGAUCAACGAGAAAUGCUGAGAUACGCUAAAGUCGGCCGUUUUGUCGUCGGGCUAUGCGCAGUUGUUAUGCCUGGCGGAGUAGUUACGCACACGCUACUGACCGGUACCAUGCAGACAAUCAAAUAUAUCGGCAACGAAAGCGUGUUAGUGUACAUGUUACCGUGCCCCUCGUAUAGCAAGUUCAUAGACACCUCGCAUAGCCCGGCGUUCGAAAUUACAUUAUUGCUACAGCUCAUCUCAAGUAUUAUCGUCACUUUCAUCAGGGUUGGCGCCUGUAGCCUCGCAGCGGUAUUGGCGACGCACGCGUGCGGUCAGCUGAGUAUGCUGAUGAGAUGGCUGAAUCAGCUGGACGAUCGGAAACAACAAAAUACAGUGCGACGUCGAUUAGCGAUUAUUGUGGAGCACCACUUGAGAGUACUCAGCUUUGUGGCGCGGAUGGAAGCACUAUUGAAUCAGAUAUGUUUUGUGGAAGUGCUAGGAUGUACGUUAGACUUAUGUAUGCUCGGAUAUUACAUCAUUACGGGAUGGAAUGUAAUGGAAAGAAAACUGUUAAUAUCUUAUGUAAUCAUAUAUAUAGGCAUGGUUUUCAAUAUUUUUAUAUUGUGUUACAUUGGCGAAAUAGUCACAGAACAGUGUAAACAAGUAGGUGAAACAACCUAUAUGACUAACUGGUAUCAUUUGCCUCAUACAACGGCUCGUGAUCUGAUUUUAAUUAUUUCCCGAUCGAGUAACGUGAUCAAAUUAACUGCAGGAAAACUAGUUCACCUAUCCAUUACAACUUUCGGUGAUGUGAUGAAAACCUCCAUGGUAUACCUAAACAUGCUUCGGACUAUGACGGCUUCUUAGACAAUACACCAAUUGUACAAAGCGUUAGCAAAUUCUCUAGUUAUCACUAUAACUUCAAUAUAUUUGAAUAAUUAUAUAAACUACUAAUAAAAUAAAAUAAAAUGCAAGACAUCUAUUAUCUAAAGUAUUGCAUCUUUGUUUCCUAAAUCAUAAAAAUACAAUAAAAUAAAAAUUAUUCAAUAAAAAUAAGAAUAUAUCAGUAUCACCAA
Molecule: messenger RNA, 3191 nt
Organism: Monomorium pharaonis (pharaoh ant)
Lineage: Eukaryota; Metazoa; Arthropoda; Insecta; Hymenoptera; Formicidae
Product: odorant receptor 4
Exons: 5
Coding region: 1765-2982 (405 amino acids)
Biological process (GO): sensory perception of smell; detection of chemical stimulus involved in sensory perception of smell
Cellular component (GO): plasma membrane
Molecular function (GO): odorant binding; olfactory receptor activity
Source: RefSeq, a predicted model, not a curated record